Molecule: messenger RNA, 905 nt
Organism: Suillus discolor
Lineage: Eukaryota; Fungi; Basidiomycota; Agaricomycetes; Boletales; Suillaceae
Exons: 5
Biological process (GO): maturation of SSU-rRNA from tricistronic rRNA transcript (SSU-rRNA, 5.8S rRNA, LSU-rRNA)
Cellular component (GO): nucleolus
Source: RefSeq, a predicted model, not a curated record
CGCCGGAAUUACCAUUUAGGGUCUUCCAUUUCAAAGGCCUCCCACAAGUCUUCUUGUCAGUGAUGGAAGACGAGGGAGACAGAUUGCUCGACCUCCUACAAGCACAUGGCCAACAGUUCCUCAACUCUUUCGAUCUCAAUCAACAUCCCCGGAAGAAGCAGAAACUAGAAGAGUCCCAAAAGGAACUCGAGAACGAGGAUUUUGAGGAGUGGGGAGGUUUCAGCAAUGCAGCUGUCUCCACUCACCCAUCCGAAGAAAAUGACGACGAUACUCCCGAUGAAUAUGAUGACGGCUUUACCGCCAGUUCCUCCACCAAGAUACCAGAUGUAGUGGUGUUCUCAGACUCGAGGCAGAAGCCUUCAGAACAGUUCUCGAAAGCUCAGAAAAAAGCUUUCAUGGCAACUAAAGUUACAUCUAUAAUGGAAGUCGAUAGGGCCCCACAUCGAGACGAGGAUGACACACAAAAUGAUGAGGAUAUCUCGAAUGCCCAGAACGAUGCUCUCCUCCAUCGUUUAGUCCACACAAAAUUGUUGUCUGGGUCUUUGAACCCUGCACUCGACUUGACUCAUGCACAACGAGAUAAAGCACUGUCCGGUCGUGUCUUAGAAAUUGCAGGGAAAGCCAAGCUUGGCAAGGGAGAAGUUGACAUUCGCGCUGCAGAACGAAAUAAGGCUUCCAAGCGAGUGCGAGAAGGACUGCUAAGGAAGAAGGAUGAGCGAGAGAAGCAACAGCUGGAGGAGGCCAAAAAUUUGGGAAAUUACCACCCCACUCUUAAAAAACUGUUUGAUACAUCAUCUAGGUCCUCAGGCCGUCAAAGACGAGUUAGGGGUCUCGGAAUGGGAGUGGGCAAGUUUAGUGGGGGGACGCUGAAGCUUAGUAAAGAGGAAAUAAAUUCGGUGACCGGU